GACAAUCCAGGUUUCUAUAAACUUAACCUGUACAGAGUAAUAUUUCAUUACAAAGCAUCUUUUCCAUUAUAGAUUUAAUAAUUCGCAAUGGAGUGUCUAAUAGGAAUUAAAUUUAAUGAUUUCGUUAUAAUUGCUGCUGAUAUGACCAGUUCCCAGAGCAUUAUUGUGAUGAAAACAGAUGAAAAUAAACUGUAUAAAUUGUCCAACAAACUUGUUAUGGCGGUGUCUGGUGAGUCUGGAGAUACGACUCAAUUUGCAGAGUACAUAGCGAAGAACAUACAGCUAUACAAAAUGAGGAAUACUUACGAAUUGAGUCCCCAAGAGGCAGCAAAUUUCACACGUCGAAAUUUAGCUGACACACUGCGUACCAGGUCUCCAUAUCACGUAAAUCUGCUGUUGGCUGGAUACGACGAGAAAGAUGGGCCUCAACUGUACUAUCUAGAUUACUUAGCAUCAUCUGCCAAAGUUGAUUACGCUGCCCACGGUUAUGGUGGAUAUUUCUCCCUGUCGAUAAUGGACCGCAAUUAUUUGAAAAGCUUAAGCAGAGACCAGGGUUAUAACCUCUUAAGAAAGUGUGUACAGGAGGUCCACAAGAGACUUGCUAUUAAUUUACUCAAUUUUAAAGUGCAGGUCAUCGAUAAGGACGGUAUCCAUGAUAUGCCCAAUAUUACUCUAGCUAACUUAAAUGAAAAUUAAUUUUUAUAUUAUUUUUUAAGUAUUUCUUACGAUUAUAAUUUAAAUAAAAAUGAAAAUUAU
Messenger RNA from Anoplophora glabripennis (Asian longhorned beetle), 756 nucleotides. RefSeq names its product proteasome subunit beta type-2-like. The transcript is spliced from 3 exons. Gene Ontology annotation, biological process: proteasomal protein catabolic process. Bases 88 to 696 code for a protein of 202 amino acids. Gene Ontology annotation, cellular component: cytosol; proteasome core complex, beta-subunit complex; proteasome core complex. The record is from RefSeq and is a predicted model, not a curated record. NCBI's taxonomy places the organism in Eukaryota, Metazoa, Arthropoda, Insecta, Coleoptera, Cerambycidae. Gene Ontology annotation, molecular function: peptidase activity.